Messenger RNA from Hibiscus syriacus, 793 nucleotides. RefSeq names its product LIM domain-containing protein WLIM2b-like. Gene Ontology annotation, cellular component: plasma membrane; actin cytoskeleton. Gene Ontology annotation, biological process: actin filament bundle assembly. The transcript is spliced from 4 exons. Gene Ontology annotation, molecular function: actin filament binding. The record is from RefSeq and is a predicted model, not a curated record. Lineage: Eukaryota; Viridiplantae; Streptophyta; Magnoliopsida; Malvales; Malvaceae. Bases 119 to 793 code for a protein of 224 amino acids.
AACACUCAUCCUGCAAUUAUUCCAUUGAAUCUUUUCCUCCAGAAUUUUGUUUAAUUUUGCGUUUCCCCCUCUGCAACAGUUGACAAGCUUUCUGUUGCAAAUAUAAAUAAAGAGGAAAAUGACAUUCAGUGGGACAACAGAGAAAUGCAAGGCUUGUGAUAAGACUGUUCAUAUUAUUGAUUUAUUAUCAGCGGAUGGCGUUUCUUAUCACAAGACUUGCUUCAAAUGCACCCAUUGCCAUGGGGUGCUGGUGAUUGGCAACUAUUGCUCGAUGAAUGGUGUCCUAUAUUGCAAACCUCACUUCGAGCAACUCUUCAAGGAGACCGGCACAUACACAAACAAAGAUGGAAAAUGCUCGGACAAGCCAGAUGCACAGCAGGCAAAGCCUCCUGGCAAAUUUGCAUCCUUCUUCUCUGGCACACAAGACAAAUGUGGAGUUUGUAAGAAAACCGCAUACCCUCUAGAGAAGGUGACUGUGGAGGGAGAAAACUACCAUAAAUCAUGCUUCAGGUGUUGUCAUGGGGGAUGUGUUCUUACACCAUCAACAUAUGCUGCGCUGGAGGGCUUCCUCUACUGCAAGCAUCACUUCUCUCAGUUGUUCAAAGAGAAAGGCAGCUACUCUCAUCUCACCGAGACAUCCAACACCAAGAAAUGCUCAGCCGAAGGGAAAUCUGAACCAGUUUCUGAAACCAAGCCAAAUGAAGAUGAAGCAAAACCUGAAGCCGAAGACGCAGCCGAGAAAGGAGAAGAAGAAGAAGGAGGAUCCGAUAAACCGGUUGCACAAGCCCAGUAG